GGCAAGGAGGGAACGGCGUUUAUACGAUGCGUCUCCUAUUGGCGGUCGGCUUUCUUACCAGUCGGCUUUCUUUGUUCCCCAUCGUUCUUGUCGUCCGAGUGGCCGAGAUCGUAGGGUUUCAAGAGAGGAGUGAGAGAGAUUUUAGAGAGUUUCCCCCAAUUUCUAGAGGAUUUUUGGAGGAAUCGUUGGAAUCCGUGGUCGGAAAAGGAAUUUGCUCUCGACGAGCUCGCGAUCGAGAAGGGUCGUCUUUUCUUGCUGGUGCUGGUGCGCCAUUGGAUCGAUUUUGGAGGAGGAAUCGUGAUUUUUAGGGGUUCGAUUUUGGAUAACCUAUCAUGAGAAUCACGGUAUUGGACGACGGGGGAUCUGAGGAUUCUGGUGGUCGGGAGCUCGUUCCCGUCAAGGCGAAGAGGGUGCUGGUUGGGGCGGGAGGUAGGAUUCUCUUCUAUCCGACACUUCUCUACAAUGUCUUCCGGAACAAGAUGGAGGCGGAGUUCCGGUGGUGGGACGAAGUCGAUCAGUUUAUUUUGCUUGGCGCUGUUCCAUUUCCCAAAGAUGUACCCCGCCUUCAACAGCUUGGGGUUCGAGGAGUCAUCACCCUAAAUGAACCAUAUGAGACCCUAGUUCGAUCAUCCUUGUAUCAGGCUCAUGGGAUUGAUCAUCUAGUGAUUCCAACAAGAGAUUAUCUUUUUGCCCCUUCACUUGUGGAUAUCAGCCGAGCUGUAGAUUUCAUCCACAGGAAUGCAUCCCAUGGGAGAAUUACAUAUGUACACUGUAAAGCUGGAAGGGGACGUAGCACAACUAUUGUUCUAUGCUAUCUGGUGGAGUAUAAGCUCAUGACACCCACAGCUGCUCUGGAGUAUGUGCGAUCGAGAAGGCCUCGAGUGCUUUUGGCUCCCGCACAAUGGCGAGUUGUCCAGGAAUACAGCAAGCGCAAAUUAGAAUUCCCUGCAAUUCGAAGUCCAAGGCCAGUAUGUUCGCUCGCAGGCGAUGAAGUUUUAAUUACUGCAGCAGAUCUAGAAGGGUAUGGGAUGAGUGAGGAUGCUAGCAAUGAUCCCAGCCUCCCAUUGUGUAGGAUCAUUCGAACCAGAUCCAUGACUGCAAGGUCCAUGCCAACAAGCCCUCUCAGGGAGGAUGAAGUUUUGGUAACCGAGGCAGAUCUAGAAGGGUAUGACACCUAUGCAGAUGCUUAUAAAGAUACAAGUGUCUCGUCAAAUGGGAUUGUUCAGAUGAGUCCAAUGAUUAAGAGGCUAUCUUGCCUCUUUGCAUCCAAGUUUUCUGGGAGUUGCCAGCCAGCUGCGAGCCAGUUUGCUGAGGUUCGUGCUUGCUAGGUACAAACACCAACACCUAUCCGGAGUUUCUGUAAGGAGGUUGUAGGAAGAGAGAAGAAUAUAGAGCAGGAAUGUAAGUUUUUCUGUCGUAAUGGCAGAUUUACUAAGAGGAGGAUGGAGGUGACCACUGUGUCUGGAAUUCUGUUUCUGGUUGCCCAGAUUUUUUUUGACUUUAAGAUAAUUUCUGUAAAUCUCAUUAUCAAUUCAAUGUGGAUUUUUGUUGUUUUUUUGUUUUUU
Molecule: messenger RNA, 1565 nt
Organism: Phoenix dactylifera (date palm)
Lineage: Eukaryota; Viridiplantae; Streptophyta; Magnoliopsida; Arecales; Arecaceae
Product: phosphatidylglycerophosphate phosphatase PTPMT2-like
Biological process (GO): protein dephosphorylation
Molecular function (GO): phosphoprotein phosphatase activity
Source: RefSeq, a predicted model, not a curated record